Seminavis robusta is the source of this 1257-nucleotide messenger RNA. Lineage: Eukaryota; Bacillariophyta; Bacillariophyceae; Naviculales; Naviculaceae. The record is from the annotation of a GenBank genome assembly.
AUGAUGGCCAUGUCUCUGUACGGCGGUUCUGGAACUGGUGGAAGCCCUUAUCAUCCCUUUGGACCAGCUUCUGGGAGUCACAAGCCUUUGACCAAUCAUUUGGAAAGAGGGUCUCGCAAGCUACCUCGACCUAAGCGCAGUCGGCGAAAGAAGCAGCGGGAAGUGUCUCUGUAUCCCUCAAUUUCAGCCGUGGAAGAAGCAGUUCCCGAGGCCAUUAUUUCCUUUCAUGACAAUGGCACCUUUGAAAUUAGUCUGUCAUCCAAAGAUGAAAUGAACGAUGCUGAGUCUGCGGGUGCCAGCGGCAACAACAAUGAGGAGAUCAAAGAAGAAGAGGUGGUAUCCUCAUCAGAGGAAUCCAUGAUGACGGACGAAGAAGACAAUCCUCUUGAUGUUCAUAGCAAGCCCUUUCAUCGUUGCCAUCACAACAAGAAGGUCAAGUCGGCGCUAUCGAUGGGGCGUCGGUCAUCCAUUUCAUCUCAAUCGUCCAUGUCGUCUCAAUCAUCAGAGACCAAAUUGAAUCAAGAAUUCCGAAAGCUAUCGGUCAAACGAAAGCCAGUGGCCAGCGCUCCUUGGCCCAUUGAUGAUGAAGACGUUGAUCCGCUGGGAGGAAUCCUCUCGACGGCUCCUCGCCGCAAGGUCUCGAGACAUGCCAGCCGUGAUUCACAGCACAGCCGUGGCAGUCUGGGAAGUCUCAGUUGCGACAGCAGCAGUACUGGAAGUGCCCCUCAUCAUCGUCGCCAUCGUCGUACAGCCACUUUUGACUCCAUCAACUCGGAAGGAUCCGCUGCUCCUUCUCUUGCAGAGCUUAAGCUGCAGGAACCGCUGUACAACCAACAGCAGAAACCAAAGAAACACAGCCGCAAAUCCACUGGCAGCAUCAACAAGAAUUCGACCCUGUCGGGGACUCCGACCAAGCGAAAGACGGGGGCUCCCUUUCGGCGAAUGAAAUCCUGGCAUGACGACGAAAAAUCGGCUGAAAAGAGAGCACAAGAAUUGGAAAUUGAGCCUGGGUUUUUCUUGCCAUUACGAGGUACUGAUGAAACAAUGGCGGCCGUCAAGACUGGAUUUGUAGAGGAGAUUUUCUGUCAAGCCUGUGAUGUUGAAUUGCUCUGUAUUGCCGAUGCUUCCAUGUGUGUCUGUCCAGAAUGCAAGUGUGUCAGUCCGGUCGACGGAAUCGCCUCCCUGAGCGCUUCGGCUAAAUCCAAAUACACCAAAGGAAGCGUGGGACUGGGUCUCAGAGCGUCAAAUCGGGUGUGA